Molecule: messenger RNA, 1131 nt
Organism: Puccinia graminis f. sp. tritici CRL 75-36-700-3
Lineage: Eukaryota; Fungi; Basidiomycota; Pucciniomycetes; Pucciniales; Pucciniaceae
Exons: 5
Coding region: 1-1131 (376 amino acids)
Source: RefSeq, a predicted model, not a curated record
AUGGAUACCACUGUCAAUCAUCAGGGUCAUAAGGGGGCUUGUGCGGUCAUGUUGCCAGCCACUUGUGCAUCACCCGUCUCUCUGCCAACCCAAUCUGAGAGCCCCUUGUCUCCGGGUAGCCCUGAUUUGCUUGCAAGGCGAAAGGCCAACAACCAUCAGGGCUAUAAAGAGACUCGUGUGGUUUCUACUUUGGUCGACAAAGAAACGGUCCCAUCAAAGAGCCCCUUGUCUCCGGGUAGCCCUGAUUUGCUUGCAAGGCGAAAGGCCAACAACCAUCAGGGCUAUAAAGAGACUCAUGUGGUUUCUUCUUUGGUCGACAAACAAACGGCCCCAUCAAAGAGCCCCUCGUCUCCAUAUCAACCCAAUAAUCUCCCAUCGAAGAGCCCCUUGUCUCUGGGUAGCCCUGAUUUGCUUGCAAGGCGAAAGGCCAACGACCAUCAGGGCUAUAAAGAGACCCGUUUGGUUUCUUCUUGCACUGCCCAAGCAAUGUCAAUUCCAGUUCCCAAACCUCGUAAUCCUCCGCCCCAAUACCCGUCCGGUACAGCAAAGAAGAUUGCACGAGCUCACAGGAAGAAUGGACUUUAUCAUCUGUUCACCCUCUCAAACCCCAGUUUCCCCGAAGUAUGUCAUAAAGCUUCCAAUCCUAGCGCAAACUUCCCGUCAAAUUGGAACAAUCGCGGUAAAUCUGCUGGUACAUACGCCCGAAGAACCGAUCUCACCCCUGCUGAAAAGGCCCUAGACGAUACCCUGUGGGCAAAGCUUCAAUCACACAACGAAUUUCUCUCUCAACGAACGGAAGCAAUUUCCCGCAGUGCUUACGAACAAAACAAAAAUUUGAUGAAUGAAUACGGUCUCCCCAAUUGGUCUCAGGAGGAGUGGUCACAAAUGCGCAAGGAGGAUCGGCCCAAGUACAAGUUUGCCUCCAAUGUGUCUGUAACGUACAACAAUUUUUAUAACGAGCAACAUCAAGACAAAAACGACAUCAACGGCUGGUCCUAUGGUCUCUUUUCUUAUAUCGAACUUGGAACUGACUUUGGAAAAGCCGCUGGUAGCGUCGAGCUUGUUUGGCAAACUUCCAUGUUUGAACACUGUACGACCCAACCGCCUGAAUCACUCCGAAUGAAGGCGUAA